AUGGCAACGACAGAAAAAAGUAGUCCAAGAAAGAAGAUUUCAUGGGAUCGUCUUAUUCCCGACGAAAUUAUAAAUCAAUGCAUCGCCAGAGUUCCACUUUCAAGCCAUGGUGCCAUGAGUUUAAUAUCCAAGCAAAUCGGAAGCUUCAUCAAUGGCGGAGAGAUAUUCGGCACCAGAUCCGGUCUUGGAAUAAAAGAGACCAGGAUACUUGUUGCCAUUGGGUAUAAAGAAGAUGGUUCAGCUGCGGAAUGGUAUUCGUUGGUGAAGAAGUUUUGUAACGACGACUAUGUCCUUCGCCCGGUUCCGUCGUUUCCACUCAUUAACCGUAAAGAAGCUUUGGUUGCGGCUGGAAAUAGGGUUUUCGUCCUUGGUCCGUCUGAUAUUUCCUCUGUGGAAGGUGGAACAUACAACAAGAAGAUCGUGUCCAAGACUAAAGCCGUACACUAUGGGGAUGAAGUAACUGCAGUGGUCGAUGACAAGAUUUACGUGUUUGGAGGAUGUUCAAGCGAGGACUCUGCUCUGAGUUACCUUGAGAUUCUUGACGUUAGCACAAACAAAUUGGAAACUCUUCCCAUACCUGAGCAAGACAGAGCGCUGAUACCACGUUCUAACUCAUGGAGAGUUGUUUGGAAUGGGGUUGUUUACUUCAUCAGAAGAGAUGAUGAUUGUGUUGUUUUUGAUCCAAAAACAAGGAAGCUGGAGAGGAAAGAUGAUGCAUCGAUGGGCGAUAGAAUGUAUCUAACAUCAUGUGUCAUAGACAACACAAUCUACACUGUGGGAUGGGAAUGCGACAUUGAGUACUUUGAUCCAGAAUGCAGAACGUGGAGAGCUGUAAAAGGCAUUGAAAAGCUAGCAGAAUUUGAACUGUUUAACACUUCACUCUUCAACUUCAACAACAGCAAGCUGAUGGUAUUUCACCAGCGGAGUCCGGAAGAGAUUUGGUUUACGCUCAUCAGCUUAGAGAAGCGAGGGAUCGAAAUGUGGGGAAGCGUUGACUCUUGCAACUGCGGUUUAAAGCUGGAAAAACCUGCAAUUAUUCGACAACUUCUAAGUCUUGAGAUCUGA
Raphanus sativus (radish) is the source of this 1065-nucleotide messenger RNA. RefSeq names its product F-box/kelch-repeat protein At4g38940-like. The transcript has a single exon. The record is from RefSeq and is a predicted model, not a curated record. Gene Ontology annotation, molecular function: protein binding. The coding region runs from base 1 to 1065 and encodes 354 amino acids. Lineage: Eukaryota; Viridiplantae; Streptophyta; Magnoliopsida; Brassicales; Brassicaceae.